AUGGGAAAUAUUGCACCAAGACUUGAUGGCUCGUUUAUUGAGAGAUCGGGAAGAAUUUGGACGAGCACACCAUGCGGAAAUACCUUCAAAUGGAUCCAAGAUGGCACUGGAAGAGUUGCAACUGGUAUUGCUGUACCCUUGAAUGGUGGAUUGAGUUGGACUGUGUUCAUCACAUUUGACGGUAUCACUCACUGGAAACUCACUCCAUCGAUGGAUGGCUCCCAACUUAUAGGACCAAGCGAUAUCUUUACAAGAAUGACCAUGCCAACAACUCCAAUCAUGAACCCUUGUGCUAGUGUUAUCACUGACGUUCCAUCCCUCAUUGGAGCAAAUUUUGUGGAGAAUUCUGGCAAGUUUUGGUCUUGUUUAAUGCAUGGAGGUGGAUACUUUGUCUUGCAAAAUCAAUCAGAUGGCAGAAAGUGCGAGGGAUUUGUUGUUAGAGAUCCAUCGAGAUAUACCUAUGUUGUGUACUUGGUAUUUCAUGGAAACAAUGGAACAGAUGUCAUCAUGAGAGUUGAAACCAAUGACAUGAAUGUGUUGCCUUUACCAAAUGGAGAUGUUUUCAGAAGAAACAAUAUACCAUCAUACACAGGAAGUGUGAUGUAUCCACCACAGUCCUCAGUUCCAACCGUGCCUUCUUAUCCUCAUGUCGUGCAACCCCCUUCAACCAUAAUUCCAAAUCAAGGUUAUCAACAACCAUAUUAUCCUCAACAAGUCUAUCAACAGCCACAGAUUCAACCAAUUUCACUUCCACUAACACGCAUUCUUCGUAUCGGUGGAGGAAAGGAUGGUAUCACCACUUGGACCAGAUGGGGUGGAAGAGCAAACACCAAUGUAGAUGGAUGGGAAAUGAAAUUCAAAGUCGAUCAAUAUGGAAACAUAUCGGGAAGUAAUAAGAACGAUAACGCAGGAGCUAUCACAAAACACUACUCUGGAACCUUUAUCAACAAUUACUUGGAUGCCAAAGUAACUUGGGAUGACGGAAGAGCUGCCACUUACAAAGGCACAGUUACCGGAAAUAAGGUCAGAAUUGAUUUUGUUAUUACAUCAGUUGGAACACAAGGAGGCUGUGUUGGAGAUUGUGGAGUUAACACUGGAACAUUAUUUGAGACAUUUGAAGACCCUAACACCAAAAACUAUAAAGUUGGAGGUGGAAAUGACGGUGUAACCACAUGGACAAGAUGGAAAGGCGUACCAACAAAUUCCGUAGUGAAAGGUUGGGAAAUGAAAUUUCAAGUAGAUCAGUAUGGAAAUGUAUCAGGAAGUAACAAAAACGAAGGUAGUUCCAUUACAAAAUACUACUCUGGAACCUUUAUCAACAAUUAUUUGGAUGUCAAAGUAACUUGGGAUGACGGAAGAGCAGCCACUUACAAAGGCCCUGUAACCGGAAAUAAGGUCAGAAUUGAUUUUGUUAUUACAUCAGUUGGAACACAAGGAGGCUGUGUUGGAGAUUGUGGAGUUAACACAGGAACCAUUGUGCAAAUUUAA
This is a messenger RNA of Naegleria fowleri, 1488 nucleotides long. RefSeq lists its product as uncharacterized. Lineage: Eukaryota; Heterolobosea; Eutetramitea; Acrasida; Naegleriidae. Bases 1 to 1488 code for a protein of 495 amino acids. The record is from RefSeq and is a predicted model, not a curated record. The transcript is spliced from 7 exons.